Molecule: messenger RNA, 3164 nt
Organism: Hypomesus transpacificus
Lineage: Eukaryota; Metazoa; Chordata; Actinopteri; Osmeriformes; Osmeridae
Product: meiosis inhibitor protein 1
Biological process (GO): meiosis I
Source: RefSeq, a predicted model, not a curated record
GUGUUGCAGGUUGCCAGUGCCCAGUGUAUGGUGGCCAUCCUGGUUCACUCCCCGACUCAGUACUGUUCCCCUUUCAUCCUGGCAGACGUACCUGAGUUCCUGUUUGAGUGUCUGUGUACCACCAGUGAGGUUCUGCUGUGCUCUGUUCACAGCAGUCUGCUCCUGCUGACUGAAGAUCCGCUCUUCUUCUCCCAGUGUCACUCUGUUUAUGGUAUUGAGUCCCUGGUGUGUAGUCUGAAGCAGGUUCUGAGGAUGACCAACCUGGAGGUGCAGACACAGGGCCUGCUGCUGCUCACUGAGGUCCUGGAGAGACAGCCCGUAGGAGUGUGUCUGUUCCCCAGCGGCUCUGCGUUCCUGGCGGUGGCAGAGGUGGUGUUAGGGGGCGUGGCCUCCUCCAGUCUGCAGGUGGCCACUCAGGCAGCACGCACUGCCGCCACCCUGCUCAGGCUUCAGCACCAGUCCAGCCCGGUGCAGCACCAGGCUGUGGAGAAGCUGGUGGAGGCCAUCACAGCCAGGUGUGCUGAGCUGCCACUACCAUCCUCCUCUCACCGCCCAGGCCCUGGGAGUGUGAAGGUCAGUGAGGCCCACAGCCAGGCCUCCAGGGCAGGGGGCUUUCUACUUCAGGCCCUGGUCUGCCUGCAGGCUGCUUGCAGGCUUGCGGAGCAGUGUGCGUCAGAGCCCGGGCUGAAGGAGAACGUGUUCACCGCUCCCUCGAGUCAAAGUCAGAGUCAGGACCCGCUCCAGUCUCUGUGUGUGUGUCUUCUGCACAGCUGUGACUCUGUCUGCAUCCCCACAGUCACUAAGCAGUGUGAGAGUUCUCCCAGUCCUCAGGUUCUGCAGUACUUCUACUCCAUCCUGCUGUCCCAGUUCUCCCUGCUGCCCACGCUCAUGCCCCGCUUCGCUGCCAAACUGGCCUCUUCUGGUUUCUACAGGCUGGCACUGGAGCACAAAGCUCUCCUCUGUGUAGGAGGCAGGAACUCUUCUCUGAAUGUGUCGUGCAGUGUGUUUAUUCAGAAGCUCAGUGUGUGUCUGCUGUCCCAGAUCUCCCCGCAGCAAGACCAGGAGGAGGUGGACAGUGUGUUGGGGUGCGUGCUGCCUGCUCUGUGUGUGCGUGUGUCAGACUGGCCCUCUCUGCUGGCUGAGGCCCCGGGGACACACCCCCCCUCUGCUGGCCCCAGGGCCACCCAGCACUGCCUGCUCCUGAUGCUGCAGCUGGCCCUGCAGCAUGGAGACAGGCUGCUUCCUGACUCCACAGUGUUCUCCAGUGUGUGUGGGCUGCUGUGUUCAGUCCAGCAGCAGGGGCACGGCCCCCCCCCCGCCCCCCUGGUGCUCAGAGCUGCCCUCUACCUGCUGGCUGCCACUCAGGACCGCAGCCCCCCUCUCGCCUGGGCUCCUCUGAACAGCAUCAGUAAGACCCUGGCCUCCAGCCCCUGCCUCUCCUCCCUCUACAUCCACCACGCCCCCCUCCUCCACUUCCUGUACCGCUACCCUGAGCUGGCCCAGGGCUUUGGAGCCCAGAUCCUGGAGCUGUGGCUGAGCCACCAGACCAGGGAGCCAGACGUGGCUCCAGAGCAGCCCGAGGGCAGGGACCAGGCCCAGGACCAGGAGAGCGCUGUCCUGCUGGCUCUGAUGGAGAAGAACCCCUCAGUCAUCCUGACCAUGCUGGGCCUGGUGUGUACCAGGGAGGGGCCCCUGGCAGAGCGGGCCUUGGCCCUGCUGGAGGUGUUCCUGCAGAGCAGGGGAAGCUGUGAUGCCAGCCUGGCCGCCCUCCUCCCCCCCACCCUGCUCCAGGUGCUGCAGAGACUCACCCUGGAGGGGCCAGGCCAGGGUGUGGACUCUCUCUCCCUGGUCCUGAGGCUGCUGUGUGUGACCCAGACCAGACGGGCUCCGGCUGACAGUGACACGGACGGAACCCACUUCAAGCUGCUCUACCACGUCAGUACCUUGGCAGGGAAGUUGCAGCCCACCAACACAGAGUCUCUGCUGCCGGCCUUCACCUUCCUGCACUGCUGCCUCAGCCUGCCUCCAGCUCACUGUGGUGAUGGAGCUGUGUCCAUGUUGCUGAGCAACACUGGACUAAUGAAUCAACUACAAGCCAUCCUCUCCUCCUCCACCCUCUCUCCCUCCCUCUCUCCCUCCCUCUCUCCCUCCCUCUCUCCGUCCUGCGCCCUGCUAUGUCGUGCUCGCCUGCUCCUGUCCUCCCUGGUCACCCUGCAACACACACUCUCCAGCCAGGUCCACACGAGAAUCAGUCUGAACCUGGAGAGUAUGGUUCAGACUCUACUCUGCAGGAAGACCCACACACACACUCUGCUGCUGGCCAGCUCUCUGAAGCUGCUGCAGGCGGUGCUGGAUGUGGAUGUGUCCUCAGAGCUGCUGUGUGUGGCUGUGGGCCCUGGGUCUGGCUCCAGGCCCGUAGGGGGCGCUGACAGCUGUCUCUACCCCCUGGGCUCCUCUGGGGCCCUGCGCCUGGCCACUGCUCUCUACAGCCUGCUGCUGCAGAAGCAGCAUGUGGUGCUCAGGGUGUCUGUGAGCUGUCUGGGUUCUCUACUGGCCUACCUGCAGAGGAGGAGUCCUCUCACAGCCCAGCAUGUGGCGAGUCAGCCCUGGUGUCGUCUCCUCCUCCACUCUCUCCUCCACUCUGGAGAAACCUGCCUGCUACACCCUGCCAGUCUCACCCUGCUAAGCCUGCUGGUGGCAGCAGGCAGCAGUGUGGUGAUGUGGGAGCCACACCUGAGGAAGGUGCUGGACGCUGUGGAGACGAGAGGACUGGAGGAGCUGGAGGAGCAGAGCACACAGGCCCUCUCUCUGCUGCUCACACAGCUCCAGAGCAGUGUCCUCCACCCCCCUCCAUCUGAGGAGCAGAGAGUCCGGGCUGACGCUCUAAUGGAGUCCCUGCCCCCACUGCCCCCCACUCACCUCCAUCUGCUGACCACCAGCUUUCUGCAAACUGAAGAGCUGUCCAUCUGUCUGUCUGCUUUCACUGUGAGGAUGAACACUUCUACUGCAAGAGGAUGAACUGGCGUACAGUUUGGAUGGAAUCAAAUCAUUUACACAUUAUUUCACACUGCGAUGUUAUUCAUUUAUUUGUCUUGAUUUUGCUCUCAAGAAGCCUUUUCUGAAGACUUGGCAUAGAAGACUAUUUAUAUUGUACAAGUAGUCUA